This is a messenger RNA of Ornithodoros turicata, 5282 nucleotides long. Its product is annotated as GTP-binding protein Di-Ras2-like. NCBI's taxonomy places the organism in Eukaryota, Metazoa, Arthropoda, Arachnida, Ixodida, Argasidae. Gene Ontology annotation, biological process: signal transduction. The transcript is spliced from 4 exons. Gene Ontology annotation, cellular component: plasma membrane. Gene Ontology annotation, molecular function: GDP binding; GTP binding; GTPase activity. The record is from RefSeq and is a predicted model, not a curated record. Bases 212 to 850 code for a protein of 212 amino acids.
CAAGGCACAUAGCCAAACCAUAUAGUAAGCAAAUCUCUGCGGAGCUUUCUGAGAAACUGAAGUGUGAGGGCGUCAUUAUAGGCGAGCAGGAUCUUGGGCAUCCGUUAUCUGAAGAAAGCAGAUAACGUGGAAACAGCUGCUACUUUCUCUGACGUCAGAAGAUCGCUCUUGAUCUUGCACUGUAGCGAAUUCUAGGAGGGAAAGAAGGAAAAUGGCGAUGGGAAGAGCACGGAAGCGGCGUGAGGACAUGCCAGAGCAGAGUAACGAUUACCGGGUGGUUGUGUUCGGCGCGGGCGGCGUUGGGAAAAGUUCCCUGGUGCUGCGGUUUGUGAAAGGAACCUUUCGAGAGAGCUACAUCCCCACCAUUGAGGAUACGUACAGACAGGUUAUCAGCUGCAACAAGAACAUCUGCACGCUCCAGAUCACGGACACGACAGGAAGCCACCAGUUCCCGGCCAUGCAGCGGCUCAAUAUCUCAAAGGGUCAUGCCUUCAUUCUGGUCUACUCCAUCACCAGUAAACAAAGUCUCGAGGAGUUACGGCCUAUCUUUGACGUCAUUCAAGAGGUGAAAGGCGGCGACACAGAAGGCAUCCCCGUAAUGCUCGUCGGCAACAAAGUGGACGAGACGGAAAGCCGCGAAGUGGACACGAGCACGGGACAGGACCAAGCCAAGCGGUGGAGCUGCGGCUUUCUCGAAACUUCCGCAAAGACCAACCACAACGUCAAGGAACUAUUCCAGGAGCUGCUCAACAUGGAGAAGCGCCGUUCCAUGUCACUCCAGUUAGACGGCAAGAAGACCAGGUCACAGCUUCGCAAGGAAAAACUCAAGGGGAAGUGUCUAGUCAUGUGAACGUCCCCUCUACCCUGCCAGUGUGAAAGUUCUCCACGAGCUUUCACACAUCCAACCUACGAAAAAAAAAAAAAAAAAGGAAAGGAGGAAAAAAGCAUAUGCGUUCAGCGAGCGAACAUAAUUUUUUUCGUCGUCUCCGAAAGAUCUGACUUUGUGAUGUGCGACAACUGUUUUGUGGUGCGUGAUGUCGAGCAUGAACGCUGUGCAGGACGUGGUACUUUCAAGGAAGAAAGGAGUGUUCAGAGGAAGUUCAUAAAAUGAUGUGGCAUUGUGAAUGGAUGACUACCUGCAAUCCCACGAUGCUCUUAAAAAAAAAAGAAAACAAAACUAGAUCCGAACUUUAAAUUUCCCACUUGUCUUUGUGCAAGACAUUUGCAUAUAACUUUUUUCUUUCGCAUAUAAAUAUAGCUUAUAGCUCGCAGAGCAUCGUGGGUCCUGCGGUUCUCUAAGCCAGCAGUGUGUGCAGCUUUCUGUUUGUCCACAGUCGGUUCAACGAGCCAUAAUGUUUGUUUGUGAUGAGAUACGUCGACACGUUCUGGACUCGGGGUUCUGUUCCGCAUCCUGAACUGGAGACGUGUCAUCUAAGGUUCGAGCUGGAAUGUGGCGAAAAGCGCAUGCGUAAUGGUAUAUUGUCUGUGCGGGAGGGCCUUGGGUAUCAAAUGUACUUCUUCUGCCGCAGCUUAUUGUUGCUCGUAUUCGGAGCACACGUUUGCGUCUGCUUCUAUCAGGCGGAGUGUUUCCAGAGCGUGUCGUACAUAUAUAAGCGACGUGCCGUGGAUACGUGGUGCGGUACAUGCGAUGCAAAGUAGAAGCAAGGGAGUCCGUGGUGUGUCUCGACGUUCGUGCAGCAUCGCGAAACGCUAGUGCGAGAUAUGUCCUGUCCCGUUAGGUAGACCCUUUUCCGUACUAUACUUUUUGUCUCCUCCUCUCCAAGAAUUUACUCACUCUGACAACAUAUCCGCUCGCAACACUGAAGGAAGGAGACGUCCCAAAUUAUUAUAGACUAAGCUCGCCCGUUACGCUUGGUUAAAAUCCUACCAUAUGGCGUGUACCCCCAUUUACUCGCAUAAUUAGCGCACCUCCAACCUGGGCGCAUAAAUGUUGGCUUUUUUUGUUUCCGCGUACCUUGGCUUUAGCAGCGCCAGCGGCACCACCCCACAAGCGAUGGGCCCCCGUAACGUACGGCGCCGAUUUUCCUGGCAUACAUACCGGUCCCGUGCCGUUGCGCUGCGUUCUUGGGUAAGAAAGUGCGUUAAUUGCACGAGUAAAUUACGGUAUUUUUGAUGAAUGAUCACGUUAAAACAUGAUACAGAGCAUGGUGCUUCUUUGACUUUCUUCUACAACGCAGAAGCCUCGGCGUUCGCGAUUGAAUUCUACGGGUGCUGUGUUUUUCGUCUUUUAAGCCGUUUUAAGCAUUUAUAUUACUUUCCAUUGGUGCCAAAGUCGCAAAGCUUUAACACAAACAUCGCGGGCUCCAGCAAGUCUCAAUCAUCCUUUCCACGGUAUCUUGUAAAUUUAUAUCCCUUCCCGGUACAUUCCUUAAGACGAACAAUAACGACCCUGUAACCUAUACUCUUCUAUACGCUAAGUGCUCAAAUACCACCAUCAUAGAGAGCUCUCACACAUAACAGCAGGUACACUCUCGUCUAUACUUUCUAUUGAUAGCGCAGUUAAAUUUUCUGCUCGCGACCAUCGUUAUGCGUUCCUGCCAAACUCGAAUGCGUCCACGGAUUUAAACAUUGCAGCUGUUUCAGCGCCGUCAGCAGCGAUGACGUGUACAGUGGUGGACAACCGCUUCGAACGGUCCGACAGAGUUUCGCAGACGACGGACUGUCGUCUGCGUUUGCGCUGCCGCGCCACCGUCUCUCAGGCGAAAGAAAAUCGCCAAUGCCACCUAGAUAAGCAAAGCCCGAUCGCUUAUAAGCCGGUACAAGCCAUAUGAGAAGCCACUAGUAGCCAGAGAAAACCUGGGUUUGAAAUCGUCUGUGGCGAUUGGUUGACAUCCUUGCGUCAUAUGCCUACGUGCGAAAGAGUGAGAGGAGGCAUUAAGCAGGCCUUCUGUACCUAGGUGGCGUUGGCAGAGCACCCUCCAUUCAUCGCGUGCGCAAACAGCUGUAAAGUUGAUUUCUGGACGACCUCUUUUCUGACACCUCUUAUGUCGUAGUAUUUACCUGAAGAAAAUUCCGGAUGAUAUCAAAGCAGCGAGUACAGCCAAAUGUACAUACACAUAGAACGGCUAAUCUGACCAGACCAGAUAUAGGCUUUCCGAUUAGUUGACGCUUGAGUACGUUUCAGGAGGUUAUCACUCUCAGCAGACCUACUCUGAUUUGGGCGGGGCGCCCUCUGCAAUUUUGCAGUCACACUACUGUACCUUCACAAGCGAUAUACAGCACAUGUAUGACAAGCACUCAUGCUACAUAUGUAACAGAGAAAACAUGUCUUCCUAAGCAUACGAGUGUGAAUAGAGAUAUAAGACACUAUAUUUACCUUUCACUGUGAAUAGCUCCAGAGUUUCUGCAGACCCAUAUAAGGGACAGCUCAGUAUUCUUUUUAACUCCGCGAGAUUAGCCACCAUGGAAGGCGUACGAGUUGUUCGUGAUUAGCGCUACCGGUUUUCGAUAUUCACGGGAAAAGUGUGUUUAGUUUGGUAUAUAUAUAGAUAUGCCUGGUAGUAAAAAGUACAAAUGUUAAAACGAGGCAGCACUCAUCCUCAGGUACCUGAGCCACAAAGUAUAGCAAGUCAGAAAUCUUGAAUCGUUCUAUCAGUGUCUUCUGGUGCAAAAUUUGAUUUUUAUUUUAUUUUACUAAUGUUGGACAGUUUGAGAUAAGAGGCAAGUAACCUUAAGUGCAAGAGGCACACUCUCAGAAAAAAGGGUGUGAAAAGAGUGGCAACCUUGCCUGCAGGUGCAGCACAAAAUGUGUGUAAGAGCUGUUAUUAUACUGAGUGUAGUAUUGAGUUGAUUGUAGUAUGACUGUAGUGAGUAUAGUGAGUGUUGCUUUCCCAGCAUUGACAGUGCAGUGGACAUUGAGUACAUUGUGUACAACGAAGAUAAGUAACUAAAAUUUGUUUUGGGAUUUGCGCUAAUCAUGUUGCGCCGACUUCAACCAGGUAGCAGGUACAACUUUGCAACCUUUCAGGCACAAGGUAUGCGACAACUAUUACCUUCUAAAAGGUGUAACAGCUCCACCCUUUUUUCUAAGAGUGUGCGUACUCAUACAAAGAAAAAUACAUGGUUCAAAAACCGGAAGUCCUAAGCACGACACACCACGAGGGUGGCACAACGUAGGAACGGGUGGCCACCUGGAUAAGAUACCUACCUUUCUCAUAGCCUGUCCUAGCCUGUACAUAUGCGUUAGUGAUUAAGGGAACGGUAGCAAGAGCGCGCACUGUAGCCACUCAGUUUAGCCGCACCACUAUAGCCAAAGACUACACUACACUACACUACUGAGUGCAGCAUAAAUAGUAGGUCCCAUGGUUCGAGCACUUCUACUGCGCGUACAAUCAUUAUGCGAUUGUUUGUCAAAACCCAAGAAACUGUACGAACAGGUCCAACUACUUUUUUUUUUUCGUACGUCGCAAGGCAAACGACGUAAAACAGAUUCAGAAUACAAGCGCGUUCUUCGAGCUCGGAUUCACAUAAAACCUUCUGUUGUUGUUUCUAGUUUCUUGGUCACGUAGUCGUUACAUUUUCAGUGAGCAAGAGCAGCAGAGGCUGAUAAAGAUGGAAGCGUACAUGCUGCACAUGGACGCAAAUAAAUUGUCUCAAUGCAUGUGCCAUUCGCAUUUUGAAAGACCGAAGUGUUCACGUUAGCGCUGUACGUUCCGAAAAAGUAGCACAUGUACGAAUGUGAAACUCACCUAAAUGCUGUUACUGCGGUGUGCAAUUCGAUAAAAUAGUAUUACGAUCAGAAACUGUAAUUACAUGCUAGCGUUUGCUUUCACGCUUUAUGCGGAUUUUUAGUGCUUGAUAAAAUGAAUCCCAGAUACAAAGUUCGACUAACGGUGUCCCUCUACAAUAUCUUCACCGAAACCUUGUACAUAUUUUCCGCUCCGGUACAAUAUUGCAUCUGCUGCUUACCUCAGUCAUGCCACGGAAUGGGUCAUCUCCAUAACGAGAUGCAACAUCGACCACAUUUUGCGCUUUGUUCAUAGUACAAGCCGUGUACACACAAGGACAACAUAUUCCACACUGUAUCGUGCUUUUCGAUAUCUCUAGAGUAUUGUAUACUAUACUGCCUACAACGCACAUCUCAACUGAGCAAGCACUCGCAUAUUUUAAACCUAUAGCUUUGUGUUGACAUGGUGAACGGAGGUGCUGAUGAGGCGAGAUUAACAUAUAAAUGUGUCGACAAGCGUGCACGAAUGUAAAUACACAAUAUGUUACAGAGAAUUCUGUUUAGAGUAUUCUCAAUAAAGCUUUUGUUCAAACGA